ACUUGAGCUGGCACUGUAGCACUGGCAGCUUACACCUUCGAUGCCAAGACAAGAACCUUCGAACAUUGUCACGUUUCUCUUUUUCAUUUCAUUUAGACAUUUACCUUUUUUAGCACCUACUCCAAACUUCACUUCCUGAUUCUAUUCAUUUUCAUAGCCAACCAAUCGACAGCCUGCCUCACACCUUCUACUCAGUCGCAGUCACACCCCUCUUUCUCUCUCCUCCACCACACCACAACCAUGUCAGUCUGCUGCUGCGGCGUCGAAUGCGUCGUAAUCAUUGGCUUUUCCAGAUGGCUAUGGAAGCGCUGCACAUACGUCGGCUCCAAUGACAGCGCUACAUGGCCAUCUGCAACCCCAGAUGAAUUCGAGCCAGUUCCCCGCCUUUGCCGUGUCAUCCUCGCCGUUUACGAACCAGAUAUCCGUAACCCCCAAUUCGCCCCACCUGGUGGGUAUCGACUCAACCCAGAUUGGCUUAUAAAGCGAGUAACGUAUGAGCAAACUGAAGGUCGUGCUCCGCCUUACAUUAUCUAUGCUGACCACCAGCACCGUGAGAUCCUGCUCGCUAUUCGCGGGCUUAAUCUGAUUAAAGAAUCGGAUUAUAAGCUACUGCUUGAUAAUCGGCUUGGAAUGCAGAUGUUUGAUGGUGGGUAUGUUCAUCAUGGGUUGUUGAAAUCGGCGAUUUGGUUGCUCAAUAGGGAGUCAGAGACGCUGAAGAAACUGUGGGUGGAUAAUGGAAGGUGUUAUAAGAUGGUUUUUGUUGGGCAUUCUUUAGGGUCUGGUGUUGCUGCUUUGUUGGCUGUUGUUGUUGUGAAUCAUGGUCAUAAACUUGGGGGGAUUCCGCGGAAUCUUGUUACUUGUUAUUCGAUUGCUCCUGCGAGGUGUAUGUCGCUUAAUCUUGCUGUUAAGUAUGCUGAUGUUAUUCACUCUGUCAUACUUCAGGAUGACUUUCUACCCAGAACAGCCACUCCAUUAGAAGAUAUUUUCAAGUCAAUUUUCUGCUUGCCCUGUUUGAUGUUUUUGAUUUGCUUGAGGGACACCUUCAUCCCCGAAGAAAGGAAGCUUAGAGAUCCAAGAAGACUAUAUGCUCCUGGACGAAUGUACCAUAUUGUAGAAAGGAAAUUUUGCAGAUGUGGAAGGUUUCCUCCCGAAGUCAGAACUGCUAUUCCUGUUGAUGGAAGAUUUGAGCAUAUUGUGCUGUCCUGUAAUGCUACAUCUGAUCAUGGGAUUGUGUGGAUCGAAAGAGAAGCAGAGAAAGCUUUACUAAGGAUGAAAGACAGCAGCACAGAGACUGUAACAAGUCCGCCAAGAGUGCAGAGAUUUGAGAGGUUGCAGACAAUUGAAAAAGAGCACAAGGAUGCUUUGGAAAGAGCUGUAAGUCUGAAGGUGCCUCACGCUGUAUCUUUGGAGAAAGAACUUGAGAAGCCGGUGUCCCUCGAGGAGGGAGCUGUACGUUCAUCGGAAGAUAAGCCAACAGAGGAGUCCUCAAGACCCCUACCAAGAUCGAUUGGUGAGAGAGCUACUUGGGACGAAUUAGUAUCGAAGCUCUUUAAAAAGUCAGAAGCUGGAGGAAUGAAUUUACACAGAAUUGAAGGUGCUUCAAAGUCACCAGGCUCCCAAAAUUCUUAAUAUUUGACCAAUGCACUAUCAUAUAUUGUUUUUGCCAUGAGUUUGUAAAUUGUUUCAUGUACAUUGCAUAGCCUUGAAUGAUUGUAUAAUUGUUAACGAUUGUAGACUGUAUAAGUGUAUAUUAAUAGUGAGAACACGACGAUCCUUGUGAAUGUUGUCUUCAUUCAAUUUUUGACUCGUGCAGCAUUUGGCAAUGUGAAUGCUUGUUAA
Molecule: messenger RNA, 1839 nt
Organism: Chenopodium quinoa (quinoa)
Lineage: Eukaryota; Viridiplantae; Streptophyta; Magnoliopsida; Caryophyllales; Amaranthaceae
Exons: 5
Coding region: 241-1629 (462 amino acids)
Biological process (GO): lipid catabolic process
Source: RefSeq, a predicted model, not a curated record